AACGGUGCCAGACUCUUUUCAGCGGUGCCCAGUGCUAUGACGACGAGCAGUAUCGACGCACUCACCCACACAAAGCGGUCGCCCGAGGGCCCGGCCCUCAGCGGGCGGCGCCGCGCUGGCCCGCCCCGCUCCCGCCGCAUGCGCGGCCGCCGCUGCCGCCAUGGCGGGCGCGCUGGGCGGCAUGUUCGGCUCCCAGGCGCCGGGGCCGCCGCCGCCGGGGCCGCCCGGCCCGCCCGGCCUCAUCCCGCCGCCCGCGGGGCCGCGCAACCCCAACAACACGCUGGUGGACGAGCUGGAAGCGUCCUUCGAGGCCUGCUUCGCUUCGCUGGUGAGCCAGGACUACGUGAACGGCACGGACCAGGAGGAGAUCCGCACCGGUGUUGACCAGUGCAUCCAAAAGUUUCUGGAUGUUGCAAGACAAACUGAAUGCUUUUUUCUACAAAAAAGACUGCAGCUGUCAGUCCAGAAACCUGAACAAGUAAUUAAAGAGGAUGUUUCAGAAUUAAGAAAUGAAUUGCAGAGAAAAGAAGCGUUAAUUCAGAAGCAUUUGAGUAAACUGCGACACUGGCAACAGGUCCUGGAAGACAUCAGUGUACAGCACAAAAAGCCUGCAGAAAUGCCUCAAGGUCCAUUAGCUUACCUAGAACAAGCAUCUGCGAAUAUUCCUGCUCCAAUGAAGCAAACAUAAUCUUCAGUUUUACACAGCUGAAUAUUUUAAAAGCAAUGGUGUUCUUUGUACGCUUUUUGUAUAAUGUAAUUUGUACUACAAUGUAGUUAAAACAGUUAAGCCAAAUAGAUUAUCUUCUUUUUUUUCUUUUCUUUUAUUACAGAAAUAUGGAUUGGUUUUAUGUCUCACUGGAAAGUAUUCAGAGUUGCUGUUCAGGGUGUUUUCUGGAGAAGUGUGUCUCCCAGAAUGUAGCCUGUUCCUUCUAGAGAGGGUGUCCCUUGCUUUCCCCUCUGUCUUUUUGGUAUGAUCAAAAUACCUGCAAAGAUUAGUGUUUGAUCUUACUGGAAUAUUUAAAAGUUUUGUGAUCUAGUCAUUAUCCUUGAGUACCACUGCAGAAACACCCUUAGAAUUGUCUGUAUGUAGGUCAGAUCACUUUUUGAAGUCUCCACCAGACUGACUCACCUCAUGGAAGGUGUCCUGGGAUAUGCAAAUUUGUUUCCUAUAGGAUGAAUUGAAAUGGAAAAAUGCACACAAAAGGGUGGGAUUUGUAAUGCAGGCCUCAGGUUACUGAUGUUCUGAUUCUCAGGCUACUGAAGAGGUGUUCCAAAAUACCUAUCCCCAAAAUAAAGACCACUCACUGUGGAGGUAGGAUCAUCACCACUGUCCAGUAUACAGAAUUACCUUUUAUUGCAGUGCUCUACUUAGGAAGUUGAAUGUAGGCAAGAAAGAUUUUGGAAGUAGAAAUGGCAAAAGAAUCCUGUCUGUGUAUUACUAAGCAACAAAUUUAAUUCAUCCAUAUAACCACUUUUCUACACACAUAUUUUUGGGGACAGAGUGGAUUAAUUAAUUGUGUAAGCCUGGAAAUAAGAAUUGGUAAUUGUGUAUUGAAAUUUCUAGUGUUCUUGGGGCAGCAUGGAUGAAAAGUAAUGAAAACAGCUCAGUGCAUUUCCAUUCUCACAGAUGCCAAGGUACCCAUCAGUGUAUCUCUUUCUUGAUUACAAGUAUGAAAAGUGCCUUUUUGCCAAAUCUACUGCCAAAGUUUUUUUUUUCCAACCAAGCAGUUCCUCUUGGAAAAAAUCCUAGAUAACUGGGAUGAAAAGUAUUGGUACGUAGAAGUGUUCUGCCCUUCUUUCUACUUUUGCACCACCAGUGAGAUGCAGUGGCUGUUUUGUAUGAAAUGUUUGCAUUUGUUGGUAUAGCUUUUGCUGGCUGUUGGAUUUAAGAUGUUUAGGCUACCUCUUUGCACAUGUAAAUUUUUUUUAGGUAGGUGGGCCCUGAUGGUUGAAACUAAAUGGGGAUUCAAAGUAAUUGAAGAAGAACUAUCCUGUCUUAAACAGCAGGCUGCUGGGUUGUGCAUUUCCCUGCCUUUCACAGUUACUGGGUUAAUUGCCCAAGAGUCAGCUUCAUGGGUUCUUUCCUGCCAGCAAUGAAUUAGCAUGAUCUAAAAUAAUAUAGUCAUUCCCUCACUUUGCUUUUAUGUGGGCAUAAAACUACUAUGGAGUUAAAAGGUACAAGGGUGCAAUUGCCAUCACUCUGGAACUCAGUGUACAAGUCUGACUUACUUGAGCAUAACAUUGAACUCUUCUAAAAAACAGAGAAAUUGGAUAAUUUACAAGCUUUAAUGUUUAUACUUACACAUCAUCCUAAUUUAUCAGGCUGAUACAUAUGUUGAAAUUCAGUAGGAAUAUUACACAGCAAUGCUGACUAUACAAAACAGUUUAUGAAGCAAACGAGAAAUUAUUUCUAAACCAGCCUGCUAUAAACAUGCUAUUUUUGAAGGUGUACCACAUGAUGUACAGCUUAAAAUUCAUUUAACAAAAAGCAUUAAAAACUUUUAAAAUUACAGUAUUAUAUGCAGAACUUACUUUGAACAGCUGAUGAAGCAAGCAUAUAAAUGUACAGAAGGAAGAUCGAUUUUCAGCUGGUGCCAAAUUGACAGAACGUAUCAGAGUCCAAAUUCUGUAUUUAAUGAAAUUGUGGAGUGGUACAGUCUCUUGAUUAAAAAGUCUUUUUGCAUAA
This is a messenger RNA of Hirundo rustica (Barn swallow), 2686 nucleotides long. RefSeq names its product mediator complex subunit 28 (gene MED28). The record is from RefSeq and is a predicted model, not a curated record. The transcript has 4 exons. NCBI's taxonomy places the organism in Eukaryota, Metazoa, Chordata, Aves, Passeriformes, Hirundinidae. Gene Ontology annotation, cellular component: mediator complex. The coding region runs from base 161 to 688 and encodes 175 amino acids.